AUGGCGUCGUCGAUGUCCAGGUCACCCUCGACCUCGUCACUGUCCAGCAUGGGCAACGAGGACGCACCUUCUCCAUCGAGGUCAUCAUCAUCACCGUCCCCACCGCCGGACCGCUCGGAGGCGACGCCUCCUCCCGCCUCACCUUCUCCAGUCCCAUCCCUUCCCUCUCCAGCUCCCCCGACCAUCUCUCACUUCGCACGACCCAAGGGAAAGCUGGUGACUUACUCCCGGCGACCACGGCCUGUUCAGAUGCGGGAGGACUCACCGCUUAGCACGCCGGAAGCCACGCCGAGGAAGGCACCAGCCCCGAAAGCUCGUCGCGGUACCAUGAACAAGGCCAAGUCGUCAAAGGAGGAGACCACCGCGGCCAAGAACGGCAAGAAACGAUCCUCGCCGUUAUCGAGUCCGGCGCCGACCCCGAAGCGUUCCCGGAAGUCAGCUGCGGCGAGUGCGCCCAGGGGGACGCCUCGAGGGAAAGACGACGCCGAUUCGCCAUUAUCGUCACCUGCUCCGUCUGACUCGGAGCCUGAAUCCGAUGCAUCGCGCGCGUCGACUCCAGAGGCCAUGCCCAAGCGAGCGCGUCGGCCAACGGCUGGCGCACGGAAGGACGCUGAGUCGAAGAGCGCUCCAAGCCGGGCGACGAAGCGGACUGCGCCGCGGUCAUCAACGCCCUCUGCGCCCUCGAGUUCCAAGCCGAAAGCAAAACGAGCGCGGAAAUCUCUCCCCGCUAAGCUACCCUCGAGGGAUGAGCCGAAGGAGGAAGGCGAGCGGUUCCUCGACGGCGAAGCAGCACCGAAGCCCAAGACCAAGCGGAAGCGCGCCAGUACCAACGCGGUCGCGAAGGCCAAGUCUGGCUACAUGUCCACGGACGAGGAGGAACCCGUCGCAUCCAGCUCGCGCGUGACGUUAUCGGCGAAGAAGACACCAUCGAAGCACGUCCCCGGGAGAGGGAAGAAAGACCCCGCCGCUAUCUUCGAUAAGCUCCAGACGGCUGCUCUCAUGAACGGAAGCUUCACCAGCUUGGCCAAAUCGUCGCAGACGUAUGUGGACGACGAAGACGACGAGAUGACCCUCGACAAGGUCCUGAAGCGUCGAUCUGCUUCCUUGACCCCGCCACCGGGCAGUCCGACGCCGAAGUCGAGGCGAGGCGAGCAGAGCGCGAGGAGGUUUGAGCCGUCAGUUCUACCGUCGGGCGUCGAGCCUGGAAGCACCUGUGUUGUCCGACAAAACCACAACUUCUUUGUGGCCAUUCUCAACGAGUUUGAGGCCGCACAGAACGCGUCCGACCGCGACCGCUAUGUUGUCCUCGAGCGUGGCAGCAGUAAGGCGCGGACUGUACGGAGACGCGACAUCGUCUUCCUGCCUGAGGAUGCCAUUGCCACUUGCAGCUCGGCUGACGGCGACUCGGCCUUCGUCGAGCGCGUACGGCAUGUCCUGCCGUACCUCCGCCUUGUGAUGAAGGAUGAGUACGAGCCAGCUCGAUGGCGCGCGGAUCUUUUCUGGACGUCUCCUGCAACGCUCAGCAACGUUGCCGAGUACGGAGACCUCACGGAGGACGAGACGGCUGAGAUCGGUGAGAUCAUCACCGAGUGGAUCAAGGAGGAAAAGGGGUCCGAGCGCUUCGAGGCACUUGGCGAGAAGGAGCGACGUCACUUCAUCCAGGAUGUACUCGUUCCCGAGGCGGCUGUCGGUCUAGUACUCGCGAGUCUGGGCGAGGAGCCGUGGCUCGAAACGACCACCAACGGCAACGGCGAAGCUGUCAAGGUUGACGAGCCGAUCGUCAACGGCAACGACGCGGCCAAAGACAGCGCCCCUAUUCAGCCUGAGACGACGACUGAUGACGCGAACCAGAAAGCGAUCGACGCACCAGCUUCUGACGCCGAGAUGACCGAGGCGCCCGCCCCUCAGACGGCUGCUCAACCCGAGCCCACGACCGAAGCACCCGAGCAUGCCGUCGAGACAUCGACCGACACGCAGACUGGAGAGGCAAAGGAGGAAGCGCCUGUCGAGGACGCUGCUGCGAACGAUGACUCCGCUCCUGAAGCCAAUGAACCUAACGCUGCCUCUGCCGGGCCGGCUCCAACGACGGAACAGCCUGCUGAGUCCUCAGCAGAUGCCGAAACUCCUGCAGCCACCGAGGCUCCCUCUGCGGAACCAGCGACCGGGAUACCCGAGCGAGAGGCCGAGAGACCUGCGCCUAACGCCGGAGCUGCUGAGCCCGAGUCGCAACCCGAGCAGCCCGCCGAGCCCAUCGCGCCAUCAGCCAACGGUGCCUCUGACGCUAUGGACGUCGAUCCCACCGCCGAGCCUCCUAUCGAGUAUCCCGCCGAACCGGUUUCCGAGGACACCGUCAAGCCCGACGCCAAGCCCGACCCGCAUUCAGCCUACACCGCCGCCCGCGCGCAGCUCGCCGACCUCCGCGCCGCCGCCUCGCACAAACAAUGGGCCAUGCGCCAAACGGAAGUCCUGCGUGCCCGUCGCGAGAGACGAGCGAAAUUGAAACUCCCCUCAGAGCUGGAGACGGAGGAGGACCGUGCCGAGGCGGGCGUCGCGGACGGAACUCUGGGCCGCAGUGCGAGAGGGAGAGUCAGGCGCAAGGUGAACUAUAAGGAUCCCUAA
Messenger RNA from Trichosporon asahii var. asahii CBS 2479, 2619 nucleotides. RefSeq lists its product as uncharacterized. The transcript is spliced from 3 exons. The coding region runs from base 1 to 2619 and encodes 872 amino acids. Lineage: Eukaryota; Fungi; Basidiomycota; Tremellomycetes; Trichosporonales; Trichosporonaceae. The record is from RefSeq and is a predicted model, not a curated record.